Molecule: messenger RNA, 582 nt
Organism: Papaver somniferum (opium poppy)
Lineage: Eukaryota; Viridiplantae; Streptophyta; Magnoliopsida; Ranunculales; Papaveraceae
Product: nudix hydrolase 26, chloroplastic-like
Exons: 5
Coding region: 25-582 (185 amino acids)
Biological process (GO): nucleoside phosphate metabolic process; ribose phosphate metabolic process
Cellular component (GO): chloroplast
Molecular function (GO): guanosine-3',5'-bis(diphosphate) 3'-diphosphatase activity; bis(5'-adenosyl)-pentaphosphatase activity
Source: RefSeq, a predicted model, not a curated record
UCUCUUGCAAAUCCUCUUCUCUCAAUGGAAUCUCCACCGGAAGGAUACAGAAGAAACGUUGGAAUAUGUCUUAUUAACUCAUCAAACGAAGUUUUUUGUGCAUCUAAACUCGAUAUCCCUAGCGCCUGGCAGAUGCCACAGGGUGGUAUCGAUGAAGGUGAAGAUCCAAGAGCUGCAGCAAUAAGAGAAUUAAGUGAAGAAACUGCAGUUAAAUCUGUUGAAGUACUUGCAGAGGUUCCGUACUGGUUAACUUACGAUUUCCCACUACCGCUUAGAGAAAAGCUAAACAAGCAGUGGGGAAAAGAUUAUAAAGGCCAAGCUCAAAAAUGGUUUCUUCUUAAACUCGUCGGCAAGGAUGAAGAAAUCAAUCUUCUAGGCGAUGGAACCAAAAAACCAGAGUUCGGAGAAUGGUCAUGGAUGACACCUGAACAAGUAGCUGAGCGUGUAGUGGUGUACAAGAAACAUGUGUAUGAAGAGGUUUUGAAGGUUUUUGCCCCCCACCUUCAAUUAAAAUCAGCAGAACCUCCCCGCCACCUUCAAUUAAAUUCCUCCGAAACUAAGUCAAAGCUUCUUAUCUGCUGA